AAUAAAGGUGAGGUCGUGGUGGUAGUGGUACCACAACCUGAGACAGGAGUGCAAGUUAAAAUAUUCAGUCAAUGUUAAUCCAACGCCAAAGUGUGAAACAAUAAUUUAACAAAAAAAAAAAACAACAACAAAUUCAAGUUAAUAAAUAUAUAAUAAACAAAAAGUGUAAAUUGUUUUAGAUAUAUUGUGAAAGUAUUUAUUAAUUUAAUGAUAAAAAAGAUAAUAAUAUGAUGAUAAACGAAGAUAACAUAACGUGACAAUAAAUUAAUAGUUCCAAAUAAUUUUUGGAGUUUGCAAAUUAAAUUUAAUUAAGGAGAAAACUUUUUGUUUUUUUUUUCUUGAAAAUGUUGGAUCAUAUGCUACUUGGAAUGUGGGGUAAUUGUGGAAAUGAAUAUUUCAAAAAAUAUGUUGGUGGUCUUAUUUUACUGAUAGGACUUGUACUUGGACAGGUCAGUGGUCAGUUACUUGAUACAGAAUUUCAACCAACAGUAACAGCAACAUGUAAAGCUGGAUACAUGACAAUACGAGUUAAUUUAAAUGAUAGUUUUGUUGGUGCUCUUCAUGCAAGAGAUUACAGAACACCAGGUUGUAUGAUGGCUGGUAAUGGCUCAUCACAAGUAACACUUGGUAUUAAUUUACUUGCACCAAAUGGAGCACCAGAUUAUUGUGGUGUUCUUGUUAAUAAUCAUACAGAAGAGAGAUCAGUACCAAUUGCUGUUAGAAUACAUAAAACUCUUGAAUUAGCUGACGAUAAAUUUUACGUAAUAACAUGCGGAAAAGCUGGUUUUAAAAAUGCCAGAAAUGAAACAUCACUGGUGUCACUACGACUACUUGAUGGUGGUCGACGUGUGCAGGAGGCAAUAUACGGUCGUCAAUAUACACUACGAGCGGAAAUAUCGCGGCCCGAUGGAAUGUAUGGAAUUCGUGUUAAAUCUUGUUUUGCAUUUAACAAAAAAAAUAGUAGUGUACCUUUAAUUGAUGAACGUGGUUGUCCAGUUAAAAGUCAUAUUAUAACAAAAUUUAUAUAUGACAAAAGUACUGGAAUUGCUGAUUCAACAUUAUAUUCAAUGUUUCGAUUUCCUGAUUCAACACAAAUACAUUUUCAAUGUGACAUUGCAGUUUGCAGAGGAAAUUGUGGAAAUAGUGUAUGUGAAGGUGAUGAAAAUUUAGGAAUUAAAACAAUUGGAUCAUCAACUGGUCCAAGUAUUUUAGAAGAAGAAGGAGUACUUCUUGCUUCAACAAGUGCAUUUGUUUUAAAUCCUGGUGAUACACCAUUACUUGGAUCACUAUAUGAUGAUAGUAGUAUUUAUCCACAAUGGUUAUUAUGGCUUGCUGUUGCAUUUGGAGUAUUAUUUUUAAUAAUGUUAAUAAUAAAUAUAUUCCUUUGUUCUGCAAUGUCAUGCAGUUGUGCAAGAACAGAAAUAAUUGAAAAAGAACCAUCGAUAAUCGAAGAUUAUGAUCCUUAUAGAAGUUGGCCAGGCUCACAAUAUGGAUCCAGAUAUUCAUUAAAUGGAAAACCUGGUUAUCCAUCUGGUGGAUCAACAAUGAAUUCAACACGUUCAAUAUCAACAAAUAGUGAUCACUAUGCAAUUGUUCAUAGUCCAGGUAUACAUUCUCGUCCAGGAAGUAGAUAUUCUGGACCUGGAAAAAAUCAUCAUCAUCAUCAUCAUAGAGGGCCACCUUCAAAUAUUGGCUCUCAUUAUUCAGCAAAACUUCCAACAAACUGAAAUAUAUUUUUUUUAUUAAUAUUUUUUAUUUUGUUGAAAUAUAAUUAAUUUGUAAAAAAUAAACAAUUACCAUGAUUCCAAUGUUUAUUUGAAAUUUAUAAUUUUAUAUUUAUUUUGGAUAUAUAUAUUUAUAUAUUUGACAUUUUAAAAUGGGAUUUAAAAAAAAAAAAAUUUAUGAUAAUAAUUUCAACGAUACAUGAUAACUGAGUUACAAAUAACUUCAGUAAUUUUAACAUCAAUUAUUAUUAAGAAUUAUUAUAAUAUUGUAAGUCUGUUGAAUAGACUUUCUUCUUUUUUUUUUUUUUUUUUGUACAUAAAUUUUUAUUGAUUUCGAAAACAACACAACUUUUGUUCGUUUUUUUUCUUUAUAAUAAAUCAAAUUAUAAAAAAUUAUUAUUUAAUAAUUCCAUUUCAUUUUUUUUUAUCAUAUAAUUUUUGUGCCAUAUUUUUUUUUAAAUGGCAUGUCAUUUUUUUUUUUUUUUCUUAAAUUAAUACAAUCGUUGACUAGUCCAGGAAAAAUAAUAAAAAAACACUUUAAUCUCAGUCAACUUUUUAAACAAAUAAUAAAAAAAACAAACAUUAAUAUUUUUUUAAAUUUUUUAUAAUUAGUAUUUCUAACAAUUUUUAUUUAUUUAUUUUACUUAAACGUUAUUUUUUUAUAUAAUUAUAACUUUAUUUUAGUGUCAGAUUUAACGAUAUUUAUUAAUUUUAUGUAAGAAAAAAUUUAUCGUAAAAGAAGACAUAAUAAUGGAAGAUUCAAUUAUUUA
Molecule: messenger RNA, 2494 nt
Organism: Aphidius gifuensis
Lineage: Eukaryota; Metazoa; Arthropoda; Insecta; Hymenoptera; Braconidae
Exons: 8
Coding region: 345-1727 (460 amino acids)
Source: RefSeq, a predicted model, not a curated record